AAGUUGAAUGGAUUUGGAGCGCUUUUUAUAUGUGUUGGCGCCACAGAAAUCAGUUGUUUAGCUAGACAGCAGUGAAUGCACAAGAAGAAUCUUUGCCUUGUCGGUAACAUAUAUUCUCUAGAAACAUGACGAAGCUGUCAGAGGGAGCCAUAGAGGCUCUGGCGUCUGGGAACCCUUUUAGUGAUCCUGUUCUCCAGCUGGUGAAUAUCCGCAGGAUUGACAGUGGCAGUGGGCCCGCUCGUUUCCGUGUAAUGAUGAGUGAUGGGAAGCACACUCUGUCCUCCUUCAUGCUCUCCACACAGCUGAACCAAAUGGCUGAGGACAACAUCCUGGUUCCUAACUGUUUGUGUGUUCUGAAGAGACACGUGACCAAUACACUGAAGGACGGACGGCGUGUGGUCAUCAUUUUGGAAAUAAAUGUGGUCAAACCUGCUGAAGACGUUGGUGGGAAGCUUGGUGACCCAGUUCCUUACUCUGAAGGUCAGAGUCGAGGUCCAGCACAGUCUGCUCCCCUGUCGGCCCCAGUGCCAGAGAGUCGGACUCCGCUUCAGCCACAGAACCGAAAUGAAGUGGUGAACAAAGGAGGCUUCAACAAAGAAUUUCGAAAAAAUGCUCCGUCUUCUGUGUGUUCAACACCCGGGGUUGGGUCCAAGGUGGCGCCCAUAGCCAGCCUCAACCCUUAUCAGUCCAAGUGGACCGUCCGCGCACGUGUCACUAACAAGAGCAGUAUCCGCACAUGGAGCAACUCCCGUGGAGACGGGAAACUCUUCUCUAUGGAGUUGGUGGACGAAAGUGGAGAGAUCCGCGUGACUGGCUUCAACCAGGAGGUGGAUAAGUUCUACACCCUCGUGGAGGUCAGCAAGGUGUACUACAUCUCAAAGGCCUCACUGAAGAUCGCUAACAAACAGUACACGUCUGUGAAGAACGACUAUGAGAUGACGCUGAAUGGAGAAUCCACCAUCAUUCCAUGUGAAGACAACUGUGACGUUCCCAUGAUGCAAUACGACUUUGUUACAAUCGGCGACUUGGAGAACAGAGAGAAAGACGCCACUGUUGAUGUUAUUGGAGUUUGCAAGAGUGUGGAUGAGGUGACCCGCCUGACGACCAAAACAAACAGAGAGGUGUCCAAGAGGACCCUCGCUCUGAUGGACAUGUCAGGGAAGGUGGUGAACGUCACAUUAUGGGGCGAGGAAGCGGAGCAGUUUGACGGCACUGGUCAGCCUGUUUUGGCCAUCAAGGCAGCGAAGCUCUCCGACUUUGGAGGGCGCUCCCUCUCUGCGUCCUUCAGCAGUACCUUGGUGGUCAACCCAGACAUUCCUGAGGCCUACAAGCUCAGAAGCUGCUAUGACAAAGAAGGACAUGCUAUGGAGGCUCAUUCUUUGACUGAGGUCAGAGGUGCUGGUGGUGGUGGAUACAUAAACUGGAAAAUGCUCUCUGACAUCAAAACUGAGCAUCUGGGACAUGGAGAGAAGGCGGACUAUUUCACCUGCCUAGCUACCAUCGUGUACCUGCGAAAAGAGAACUGUCUGUACCAGGCCUGUCCAAGUCAAGAUUGCAACAAAAAAGUGGUGGACCAACAGAACGGCAUGUACCGAUGUGAGAAAUGCGACAAAGACUUCCCCAACUUCAAGUACCGCCUCAUUUUGUCUGUCAACGUGGCAGAUCAUGGUGACAGUCAGUGGAUGACCUGUUUUCAGGAAACUGCAGAGGCUAUACUUGGUCAGAACGCAGCUUAUCUUGGACAGCUCAAAGACUCGAAUGAAGCAGCCUAUGACGACAUCUUUCAAAUGGCAAACUUCAGCACCUUUAUCUUUCGCAGCAGAGUGAAGCUAGAAACCUAUAAUGACGAAUCCAAAAUCAAGGCAACAGUAAUGGAGGUGAAGCCUGUGGACCACAAAGAGUACAGCAAGAGGCUGAUUAUGAACAUAAGAAAACUGGCUGCUCAGUAAAAACGCCCCAUCCAGCACUAUGUUUUGUUUUGGUUUAUUUUGUUUUGUACAGAUAACUAAGAAUUUUCAAAGUAAACUAGAUCCCUGCGUCUGGCAUAUUUAGUGGCGCAGGGCUUUUGUGUGAUUUCUAUGUGAUUUCAUUUAUGACCCCUUAGAAAAGCCAAUAAAGUUGAGGCUCGUAUCAGUGACAAA
This is a messenger RNA of Cynoglossus semilaevis (tongue sole), 2141 nucleotides long. RefSeq names its product replication protein A1 (gene rpa1). The record is from RefSeq and is a predicted model, not a curated record. Gene Ontology annotation, molecular function: DNA binding. Gene Ontology annotation, biological process: DNA repair; DNA recombination; DNA replication. The coding region runs from base 126 to 1949 and encodes 607 amino acids. NCBI's taxonomy places the organism in Eukaryota, Metazoa, Chordata, Actinopteri, Pleuronectiformes, Cynoglossidae. The transcript is spliced from 17 exons. Gene Ontology annotation, cellular component: nucleus.